AUGAAUAUUUUUAUUAGAUAUUUAUUUUUAUAUUCAUUUAUAUUAGUAUAUGUAAAUAGUAUAUCUAAUAAUACUCAAGACAAUGGGAAAAAUAUUAAUGAUUCAAAAGAUGAAGUAAAAAAAGCUUUUGAUAAUGGUAAUUUUAAUAAACUAGAAGAAAUUUUAAGUCAACUUAAGGAGAAUAAAGGGAAUUUAAAUAGUAGUAACAACUUAAAUGCAUUCAAAGAUAUUUUUAAUUCUAAUUCUGCAUCUGAAUUUAAUUUACAAAAUUUAUUAAAAUUAUUAAAUUUAUCAAAUAAAAGUAAUAAUUCUGAAAGCAUAAAUAAUAAUACAAAUUUUAAUAAUGUAGAUAUUAAUAAAUGGAUGGAAUUAUUAAAGCAAUUUAAUAAUUCUAAGAAAGAUAAUAUUCAACAAACUGGGAAUGAAAGUAAUGAAAACGAUAAAAAUAGUAAUGAAAGUAAUAAUAAAUUAAAUGAAGUGAAAAAAGAAAGCUAUAUAGAAAAUUUAAAUAAUUUAUUAAAAAAUAUAAACAUAAAUAAUAAAGAGAAUAACAAUAAUGCAAACACCUCAAUUUCUCUUAACCAAUUAGCAAAUUUAUUUGGACAACUACAUAAUAAUAAUAAUAAUAAUAACAAUAAUAAUAAUAACAGUAAUAAUAAUAAUAAUAAUAAAGUAUUUAAAGAUAUUGAAGAUUUAUUUAGUAAAUUUGUAAAUUCAAAUAAUCAAAAAAAAAGCCCAUACUCAUUAGAUAAAAGUGUGAUGGAUAAUUCUUCAUCCAAAAAAGAAUCAGUUUUAUUAGAAUAUAAUAACAAUGAAAAAUAUUUAAGUGAUUUACAAAAUAUAUUAAAUCAAAAUAAGGAUAAAAAGAAUGUAAAUGAAAAGAAUGAAAAAUUAAAAAAGUUUUUUUCAUCAUUAAAAGGUAAAUAUAAUCCCUACUCUUAUGAAAGAAAAAUUUUAAAUGAUUUAAUUAAUGAAGAUGAUAUUAAAAAUAAAUAUAAUCUAGACGAUUCUUUUGAAAAAUAUAUUAUUGAAAAUUACCAAGAAGAUGAAGAAUAUGAAGAAAUGAGUGAUGAAGAAAAAGAGAAAAAAACAGAAAUGUUUGAAGAUAUAAAUGAAUUAGACGAUAACGAUAUUAUAGAAAGUGGUUCCAUUAGUAAUAAAUUACUAAGAAAAAAUAAGAUAGAAAACGAUAAUUUAUUAAGAAAGCUAUCUAUUGAUGAUAGUGACACCAUACAAGAAUGUAACUGUUCUAAUAAAAUUAAAAAUUGCAUAUUGUCAUAUAUAAAUUAUGAAAAUUUAGAAUACAUGUUAGAAAGUUUGGAUAUAGAUGUAAAAACAUUAAUAAGAAGAUAUAUUGGUGAUAAAAAUACAAAAUUUCAGAAGACGGAUUCAUUUUUAAUACCAUUACCUCCAUUAAAUGCUAAUACAGAUGUUGAAAAUACAUCUAAUUAUGUUUUAAGAGUCCCUCGUGUUUUAUUUUUAACCACAAGAAAAUCCUUUUCUUCCUCCCUUGAUAGAUAUUUUUAUAAUUUAUAUAAUAUAAUGGGAUCUCAAUUAAAAUGGAAUACUUAUAUGUGGGGAUAUGGUUUUAAAUAUUACCCAGUAUUUUUUCCUAAAAAUUUACAUAUGUUAUUAAAUAGCUAUUCUGGACAAAUUGGUAGUGAUCCAUUUGAUAUUAUAUUUAUUCAUAAUAGCUUUGUUUCGAAUUAUUAUAAUCAUUUUUUUUUUUUGAAAAAUAUGCCCAAAUUAACCACGUUGAUAUAUAUAAAUGAUGGAUGGGACAGUAAUGUGAAAACUACUUUUUUGAAUUUAUUUCCUCACAUAUUUUUUCAAAAUCAAGUAAAUAUUUUUGAAUUUAAUCCUUUAAAUAAUAUUGAUACAGUUAAGGAAAAAAAAAAGCUAUUCAAUAGUUUGUGGAACAAAGUUUCGAAUAGCAACGUUAGUAAUGUUAUUACUAAUAGACAUAAAAAAAAAAAUGAAUUAAAAAGCAAGCCAUCAUCUGAUAAAGAACAAAUGUUAGAAAAUGAAAAUGAUAGUAAAACAUUAUGGGCAUUUUUACCACAUGGAGUAAAUCAUUGUUGUUCAAAAAAUUUUAAUUUAUGUUUUGAAUCAAAAGAGACUGAUAAUAAUAACAUUAAUUUUUAUUAUGAUCGUGCAAGAAAAAUUGAAAACACUCACACACCAAACUAUGAGCUCAGUUAUUCCUUAUUGGAUUUAUUUUUACAAGAAUGUAAUUUUAAAGAAACAUCAAUUUUUAGUAACUCUACUAGAGAUAUUGACAUUUUAUUUUUAUAUAAUACCACAUCUAGUAAUUAUAAGGAUUAUCUUGUUCAAAAAAUAAUGGAUUACAUAUAUAACAAAAAUAUUGAUAAUUUAAAAAAUAAAAUUCUUAAGUAUGAAGUUGAUUUAUAUUACUGGAAAGUAUGGGGAUUACAAACUACUCAUAAACUCAUAAAAAAUAAAAUUAAAGAAUAUACACAAUAUUUGCAAAGAAGCAAAGUGUGUGUAAUAAGUUCAAAAUAUGCUGGUAUGCUAAAUAAGAUGGUUAUUGAUGCUCUGUUUAAUGGUUGUGUUGUUAUUACAGAUAAGAGUCAUAACAAAGAUAUAAAUAAAUUUUUAAUUUCCACUCAUAUACCUUUUGAAUAUUAUGAAAUAUCUGACCUAAUUUAUAAUAAAGAAAAUAUGAAUUCGUUGGCAAAAGAUCUUAUUAAUAAAAUAAAUACAACACUUCAAGAAGUAAAUAGUGGAAAAAGAGACAAAAUGAGAAUAGAAGCUUUCAAAACUGUUUUAAAUACUUAUACAUACACCGGUAUAAUAUUAAAUUGGAUAAUUCCUUCUUUAUAUUUUCAUUAUAAUAAAGAAAAAUAUGAAAUUACCAAUAAUUAUUUUGUUUUACCACAAUAUUUUGAAAACAUUAUUUCCAAAAGUUUAAAAACAACCAGUGCUAAAAGAGAAAAAAUUAUUGCAAAUAUUGAUUUGUCUUUGCAAGAAGAUCUUAUUAUGAAUAAUAAUGAAGUAGCAGCUUGGUGCAUAAUAUGGAUAUUCAUUUUUUCAAUAAUAUUUUUUUAUAUUUUAAAAAAUAGUAAUAUUAUCAGCUUUUUUAUAAAAAAAAAAAAAAGUUAUAGAUAA
Plasmodium gallinaceum is the source of this 3129-nucleotide messenger RNA. RefSeq names its product conserved Plasmodium protein, unknown function. Bases 1 to 3129 code for a protein of 1042 amino acids. The record is from RefSeq and is a predicted model, not a curated record. The transcript has a single exon. NCBI's taxonomy places the organism in Eukaryota, Apicomplexa, Aconoidasida, Haemosporida, Plasmodiidae.